UUCAACCGACACAUACGUGCAUAUCUUGUUCUAAUCCACCAUAGCUGAUCAAAGAAGAAAAAACCAAAGAUUUCAAGAAGAAAAGGCUGCUCUCAAAAUUGACGACUCUGUUUGGCUUCUUUCUCUUCACCAUUGCAUCCUAAAGAAAGUUCACAAAACCAAAUGCAGCCAAAACAAAACCGUCUCUCUUUCUCUACCCAUUAUAGCAUAAAUUGGUGAUUUUAUAAUCUUUGGAAUCUUUGGCGAAUACCCACUUCGAGUUUUGUAUUCUUAUGAUCUGAUUUUGCCACUUUUUCUCUCACGGAAGAGAGGAAGUACUACUGUUAGACACCAUCUUAGAGAGCGAGAAAUGGGAAGCAAAUGGAGGAAAGUGAAGCUAGCGCUUGGCAUCAACUCCUCCUGCCUUUACGUUCCUCAAACUCUGGACGAUUCCUCGCCGCCUAUGGCAUCCGCAGCCAGACUCUCCGAUGCCGUUUCACCCUCCACGGGUCAUGGCUCUGGUCUUCGACGGACAACGCAGACUCCAUCCUCCUCAGGCGGACGAGUCUCCAUAACUGGACCAACAUCCUCUAAGAGGACCUGUGCAAUAUGCCUGACCAACAUGAAACCAGGCCAGGGUCAUGCCAUUUUCACUGCAGAAUGCUCCCAUUCUUUUCACUUCCACUGUAUUACCUCUAAUGUGAAACAUGGGAACCAAAUUUGCCCAAUCUGUCGUGCAAAAUGGAAAGAAAUUCCAUUUCAAACCCCUGCAUAUGAUCUUUCCCAUGGAAGGUCCCGAAUCAACCCAGUAAGUAGACCCCAAGAUGAUGGCUGGAUGACUGUUCGGCGACGCCUCCUUCCCCCUCGGUUAGGCACAAAUGGGGAGACUUCUACAAUAUUUCAAACCCCUGAGCCAGACGUCUUUGAUGAUGAUGAAGUUUUGGAUCUCCAAACUGAGAUUACCGAGAAACGUACAUCUGCUAAUGAAGCUGCUGAUAACAAUGCUAUUGGAAUAAUAGACAUUAAAACUUAUCCAGAAGUUUCUGCUGUUCCUAGAUCAGCCUCUCACAAUGAUUUCACUGUACUAAUACAUCUCAAGGCUCCUAUUACAAGUGAAAGGCAGGAUCGAAACAGAAACCAGACUGAAUUGCUGCCAGUAUGUCAAAAUUCUCGUGCUCCAGUUGACCUUGUCACAGUGCUUGAUGUUAGUGGCAGCAUGGCAGGUACCAAGCUGGCCUUGCUAAAAAGAGCCAUGGGCUUUGUAAUAGAGAACCUUGGGCCCUCUGACCGGCUUUCCAUCAUUGCCUUCUCGUCUAGAGCCUGUCGCCUCUUUCCUCUCCGUCAAAUGACUGAUAGAGGACGGCGGCAGGCUUUACAGGAUGUCAAUGCUCUGAUUUCAAAUGGUGGGACAAACAUUGCUGAGGGCCUAAGAAAAGGUGCCAAGGUGUUGGUAGACCGCAAGUGGAAGAACCCAGUUGGCAGCAUCAUACUGUUAUCUGAUGGGCAGGAUACAUAUACUGUCAGUAAUAAUGGGGCCCGUGCUCAAACGGACUACCAAUCACUUUUACCCCUCUCAAUCUGUCAUAAUAAUGGUGAAGGCUUGCAAAUUCCAGUGCAUGCAUUUGGAUUUGGCGCAGACCAUGAUGCUGCAUCAAUGCACUCGAUCUCUGAGAUUUCAGGGGGGACAUUUUCUUUCAUAGAAGCUGAAGGUGUGAUUCAGGAUGCAUUCGCACAAUGCAUUGGAGGCCUCCUGAGUGUCGUAGUACAAGAGCUACAAAUCAGAGUUGAGUGUGUUCACCUGAGUUUGCAACUCAGUUCAAUAAAGGCAGGAGGUUACCAAACCAGCAUCGUGGCAGAUGGAAGAAUGGGCUUUAUCGAUGUUGGGGUCUUGUAUGCUGAAGAGGAAAGGAAUUUUUUGGUGGCAGUCAAUGUUCCAGUUUGUUCCUCUGAUGAGAUGUCGUUGUUAAAUGUUAGAUGCAUUUACAGAGACCCUAUUACAAAGGCAAUGGUGAGUUUGGAAGAAAUGAAUGAAGUAAAGAUCCAGAGACCCGAAAUCACUAGCGAACUGGUCGUUUCCAUGAAAGUGGACAGGGAGCAGAAUAGGCUUCGUGCAGCAGAGGCAAUGGCUGAGGCUAGAGUUGCAGCUGAAAAUGGUGAUCUAGCUGGUGCAGUCUCUGUCCUAGAGAGCUGUCAUAGGUUAUUGACUGAAACUGCCUCUGCACGAGCUAGUGACCGGUUAACCAUCUCACUUUGUGCUGAGUUGAAAGAGAUUCAAGAAAGAAUGGCAAAUCGUCGGGUAUACGAGGCAUCUGGAAGGGCUUAUAUUCUGUCAGGUUUGAGCUCACACUCGUGGCAGAGGGCAACAGCGCGAGGUGAUUCCACAGAUGGUACAAGUCUUGUGCAAGCUUACCAAACCCCAUCCAUGGCUGACAUGGUAAGCCGGUCCCAAACCAUGUUUAUAGGGAACUCAGCACCUCAUUGAUCUCUCCAGCCUGCACAAUUGCUUCCAUCAAGAUAACAGGCAUGGUGAUAGUUAGAAUUGUCUUUGGAAAUUAUCCUCACUUCACAUAUAUUUUGUAUCAGCAGAACUUUUUGCAUUCUUUGUUAUUGUUUUCUUUUAUACCCUAUUGUGGCUUUGGGAAGAGGGGUGUUAAUGGAGAGAAGUUUCAGAUGUUGAGCUGGUUGAAGUUGUUUCUAGUUAAUGGGGCUCGGCUGAGAUAAAUGGUGAAGAGUGAAAAAGUUACUUAAGCA
Juglans regia (Persian walnut) is the source of this 2730-nucleotide messenger RNA. Its product is annotated as E3 ubiquitin-protein ligase WAV3-like. The transcript has 2 exons. The record is from RefSeq and is a predicted model, not a curated record. Lineage: Eukaryota; Viridiplantae; Streptophyta; Magnoliopsida; Fagales; Juglandaceae. The coding region runs from base 350 to 2461 and encodes 703 amino acids.